Messenger RNA from Harpegnathos saltator (Jerdon's jumping ant), 1323 nucleotides. Its product is annotated as putative deoxyribonuclease TATDN1. NCBI's taxonomy places the organism in Eukaryota, Metazoa, Arthropoda, Insecta, Hymenoptera, Formicidae. Gene Ontology annotation, cellular component: cytosol. Gene Ontology annotation, molecular function: 3'-5'-DNA exonuclease activity. Bases 282 to 1205 code for a protein of 307 amino acids. The record is from RefSeq and is a predicted model, not a curated record. The transcript is spliced from 5 exons.
AAAGAACUAGCGCAUGGUAUAACGCAACUCGUUUAAUAACCGGAAAUAAAUCUUUUAUUGCAUAGAAUUCAAUCAAGGCACGGGAAUUGGAUCGAUGAUAUUAUAACGCUAAGAAUCGCGUUGAGGCGAUUACUUUGGCACAUGAAAACGGGACGCCAGUUCUCACCCAUGUGUCAAUCUAUCGAGCCGGUCAAACUAAGAACAUCUGCCUAACCUCUCCUGUCACUCCUUUUGUUCUUUCUUGGGUCAGUAUUUGCCCAUAACUUGUAUAGGAGCGUUUCAUGCUUGGAGCUAGAAUGACCAAUUUACGGAAAUUCAUAGAUAUUGGUGCCAAUUUAACAGAUCCUGUGUACCAAGGAAUCUAUCAUGGGUUACAAAAACAUCAGCCUGAUUUAGAUAAAGUAUUGGAGCGAAGUUGGAACAACAAUGUGUCAAAGAUUAUUAUUACCGCUGGUAACAUUGAAGACAGCAAGAAGGCUCUUGAAAUAGCGAGAACUGAUGAAAGGUUAUACUCAACAGUUGGGUGCCAUCCGACCCGCUGCCAGGAGCUAGAGGGAUGCGAUGAUCCAGAGGAAUAUCUCAAGUCACUGUCAGAUCUGGCACUAAACAACAAAGACAAAAUUGUCGCAAUCGGCGAGAUAGGUCUAGAUUACGACAGAUUGCAGUUUUGUCCUAAAGACAUCCAGAAGAAGUACUUUGAAAUGCAGUUGUCUCUAUGUUCCACCCUAAAAUUACCGAUGUUCCUUCACUGUCGUAAUGCCAGCGACGAUUUCGUGCGAAUCUUGCGGAAACAUAAAGAUAAACUAACGGCAGGUGUCGUGCAUUCGUUUGACGGUAAUCCAGAGGAUGCUAAUUCUAUACUGCAAUUAGGCUUGUACAUUGGAAUUAACGGAUGUUCUCUGAAGACUGAGGAGAAUCUCUUCGCAGUCACCACCAUCCCCUCGGACAGACUGAUGAUAGAGACUGAUUGUCCGUGGUGCGAAAUCCGGCCAUCACACGUGUCUGCGAAAGACGUUAUAACGCACUUUCCAUCUAUGAAAAGGGAGAAAUGGCAAGCAGACCGGAUGGUUAAAGGACGGAACGAGCCGUGUACGAUAGUUCAGAUAUUGGAAGUCCUGGCGCGAAUCAGGGACGAAGAAGAGGAAUAUCUGUGCAAUCAAAUUUAUAAGAACACGAUGAAACUCUUUUUCCCAUAUGAACUAUAAUCUCGUACGAAGCGGAAAUAGCCAAACGGAAAUACAACGCGAAUAUAAACGCAUCCGUGAGAGCAAUCAGGGAUGAAAGCUGUGACCUUGUAUAAAGGUUCUGUUCAGUGAAUACAAU